Molecule: messenger RNA, 544 nt
Organism: Phascolarctos cinereus (koala)
Lineage: Eukaryota; Metazoa; Chordata; Mammalia; Diprotodontia; Phascolarctidae
Source: RefSeq, a predicted model, not a curated record
AAAAGGAACAGCCCCAACCUCGGGAAGACAGUCACCCACCAAGAAUGGCAGUCCUACCAAAUGUCCUCGCUUUCUCAAAGUCAAGAACUGGGAAACAGAUGUGGUCCUCAAUGACACGCUCCACCUCAAGAGCACCUUGAACACAGCUUGCACUGGGCAGAUUUGCAUGGGUUCUAUCAUGUUCCCCUCCCAACAUAUACGGAAGCCUGAGGAUAUCCGGACAAAAGAACAACUCUUUCCCUUGGCCAAAGAGUUCAUUGAUCAAUACUAUUCAUCUAUAAAGAGAUUUGGCUCCAAAGCCCACACAGAUAGACUGGAAGAAGUGAACAGGGAGAUAGAAACCACCAGCACCUACCAGCUGAAGGACACAGAGCUGAUCUAUGGAGCUAAACAUGCCUGGAGAAAUGCUUCUCGCUGUGUGGGCAGGAUCCAGUGGUCCAAGCUGCAGGUGUUUGAUGCACGAGACUGUACCACAGCCCACGGGAUGUUUAACUACAUUUGCAAUCAUGUCAAGUAUGCAACAAAUAAAGGGAACCUCAGGUGA